UCGCAAUUUCAGGUUAGAGGAUACGGCUAGGACUAUGCCCAUACAUUGUCGUCUUUAUGUGCGCACCUAUUUCACUGCCUGAAGUAACCGUUUCCCAAUAAGCUCUGAUCUCCUCAUCUUAACGUUUCCUGCACUUCCGGUUCUUCUAAUCUAGUACCGGAAAAUGGGUUCCGAUAAGAAUGAUUAUGGCUUUUUGAAGGAGAUCGGUCUGGAUUCCACCAAUAUUGGCGGUUUUGUGGACGGCAAAUGGAAGGCCAGCGGUUCAUCUAUCACUUCUGUGAAUCCCUCGAACAAUAUGGCCAUCGCGAAAGUAAUGGAAGCAACCGUGCAAGAUUAUGAGGAGGGACUGCGUGCUUGUAGUGAAGCAGCUAAGCUAUGGAUGACUAUACCUGCGCCGAAAAGAGGUGAGAUUGUAAGACAGAUUGGAGAAGCAUUAAGAGCCAAGUUGGAUCUUCUGGGUAGGCUGGUGUCACUUGAGAUGGGAAAAAUACUUGCAGAAGGAAUAGGGGAGGUUCAGGAAAUUAUUGAUAUGUGUGAUUUUGCUGUUGGGCUAAGCCGACAAUUGAGUGGAUCGAUUAUACCAUCAGAACGGCCAGAUCAUAUGAUGUUUGAGGUGUGGAACCCUCUUGGAAUUGUUGGUGUCAUCACUGCUUUCAACUUUCCAUGUGCUGUCUUAGGGUGGAAUGCCUGUAUUGCAUUAGUUUGUGGAAAUUGCGUUGUGUGGAAGGGUGCCCCAACAACUCCAUUAAUAACUAUUGCUGUGACAAAGCUGAUAGCUGAUGUUCUUGAGAGGAACAAAUUACCUGGUGCUAUAUUCACUUCUUUCUGUGGAGGUGCUGAAAUUGGUCAAGCAAUAGCAAAAGACACACGCAUUCCCCUGGUUUCAUUUACUGGAAGUACAAAGGUGGGCUUGUUGGUCCAGCAAACGGUCAAUGAAAGAUUUGGCAAAUGCUUGCUGGAGUUAAGUGGUAACAAUGCGAUUAUAGUCAUGGAUGAUGCAGACAUCAAACUAGCUGUGCGCUCUAUUUUGUUUGCAGCUGUAGGUACAGCCGGUCAGCGUUGCACAACCUGUCGUAGACUGUUUCUUCAUGAGACUAUUUAUCAAAAUGUGGUAGAUCAACUAGUUGGACUGUAUAAACAAGUCAAAAUUGGGGAUCCCCUGGAGAAAGGGACACUUGUUGGGCCAGUGCAUACCCGUGCUUCAGUGGAAAGCUUUAAGAAGGGUAUGUCAACCAUAAAAUCACAGGGAGGAAAGAUCCUGACAGGGGGAUCUGUUCUGGAGUCUGAAGGAAAUUUUGUAGAACCAACAAUUGUUGAGAUAUCUCCAGAUGCUCCUGUAGUUAAGGAAGAGUUGUUUGGUCCAGUUCUGUACGUCAUGAAAUUUCAGACUCUAGAGGAAGCAUUUGCCUUGAACAAUUCUGUACCUCAAGGAUUGAGUAGCUCAAUCUUUACUAGAAGACCUGAAGCUAUAUUCAGGUGGAUUGGGCCACUGGGCAGUGAUUGCGGCAUAGUGAAUGUAAACAUUCCAACAAACGGAGCUGAAAUUGGUGGUGCUUUUGGCGGAGAAAAGGCAACUGGUGGUGGUCGUGAAGCCGGAAGUGACUCUUGGAAGCAAUACAUGCGUCGUUCCACUUGUACCAUCAAUUAUGGGAGUGAACUACCAUUGGCUCAGGGAAUCAACUUUGGCUAGUGAGCCAUCCUUCUGAGAUGUGAAGGAGGGGGCUGAAGUGCAACUUUCCGGCCAGGAGCGUAGAUGAUAUUAGGAGUAUGAUAUUUUGGCAGCCGCGUUAGCUAAAUAUAUGUAGUAUUGAACUAUAUACAUCAAACAGGGUACCCUCGCUUUCCGGCCCCCCUUCCCCCCCCCCCCCCCCCCCCCAAAAAAAAAAAAAAAAGAACAGGGCCCCCUUGCAGCUUUGAUGAUGUUAAAGAUACAUUGAGCAGACAUUAAUAAGCCAGUCAGGUAUGGUACUUCUGUUCAUACUAGAAGGUGCUUAAUUUAUGUUU
This is a messenger RNA of Prosopis cineraria, 2004 nucleotides long. RefSeq names its product aldehyde dehydrogenase family 7 member A1. The record is from RefSeq and is a predicted model, not a curated record. Bases 164 to 1690 code for a protein of 508 amino acids. Lineage: Eukaryota; Viridiplantae; Streptophyta; Magnoliopsida; Fabales; Fabaceae. The transcript is spliced from 14 exons. Gene Ontology annotation, molecular function: aldehyde dehydrogenase (NAD+) activity.